GGCAACUAUCAUAAUGGAAAGUGGAAUAUAAAUGGGAACAAUUUGUUCCCCUUUUUAUAUUGAAAAGAAGAAAUUAACCGCGAAGUAUCAAAUAAUAACUGAACUUUUAAUAUUUUUUGAGUGUGUUAAUAUAUUAAUUUAAAAAAACUCGUCAAUAUUUGGGGACUUUGUAAGUUUAUCAUUUUGUUUUGUUAUAGUUUUGGGUAAUUUUCAUAUUAAUGUGAUGGCGCGCCAUGCUAAUAUUGCCACUCAAAGUCAAGCCUCUAGUAUUUGGGACCAAACUCAAAGUCAACCAAUGGAGAAUAUCAUUUGGGGACGUCUGUAUGGGAAGAAUAUUAAAAUGAAUUCUAUAGAUUUAAAUAUCGAUGAAUUUGCAGCUGGCAGAGGUGAAACUUGUAAUUUAAUGUUAACUCUCGACUAUUUGCCAGAAAAAAUUCUAUAUCGCAUAUCGAAGGUACAUUUUACAUUGAAGCGGGAAAAUUGUGGUAUUUCCAAUCCAGUUUAUAUUGAAGACAACUCUCGUAAUGGGACAUUUAUAAAUGGUGAACGAAUUGGGAUGAACAAAACGAGAAUUUUGAAAAACGAUGAUGUUAUUUCUCUUUGUCAUCCUACGAACAAAGCCUUUGUAUUCAAAGAUUUGUGUCCAAACGAAGCAUUAGGCUUACCUAAAGAAAUCACAUCUACUUAUUAUGUGAGUCGCAAAUUGGGUUCUGGUGCUUGCGGGUUGGUCCGUUUAGUUUUUGAUAUACGUUCAUGUGAGCAGUUUGCAAUGAAAAUGGUUAAGAAAAAUCUACUAAGCGAAAGUAGUGCUAUCAGUCGUAAAAAACCAUCAAAUUCCAAUGACCCUGAAAAGGUCCUUAAUGAAGCGAACAUAAUGAAGAGUCUUUCUCAUCCCUGUGUUAUCAAAAUGCAUGAUAUAUUGGAUAAGCCAGACUCUGUUUAUAUGGUGUUGGAAUUUAUGAAGGGGGGCGAUUUACUGAAUCGAAUUAUAACAAACAGAAAUCUCUCAGAACCGAUAUCCAAAUUAUUUUUCUACCAAAUGUGCCAUGCUGUUAAAUAUUUGCACGAUAAAGGUAUAAGUCAUCGAGACUUAAAACCAGACAAUGUAUUACUGGAAUCUUCGAACGAGGAAACUUUAUUAAAAGUUUCCGAUUUUGGUCUAAGUAAACUCGUGCAAAAUGAUUCCGUCAUGAAAACGUUGUGUGGAACCCCAUUGUAUGUAGCACCUGAAGUGCUACAAACCGGUGGACGAGGGGCUUACACAAAAAAAGUUGAUAUCUGGAGCCUUGGUGUUGUUCUGUUUACUUGUCUAAGCGGUACUUUGCCUUUCUCAGACGAUUUUGGUACACCUGCUAGUGAACAAAUAAAGCACGGACGUUUUCGCUUUAGUCAUCCUACAUGGAAAAAGGUUUCUCAACGUGCUACUACACUUAUAAAAGAAAUGUUGGUUGUGGACCCUAAAAAACGGCCAAAGAUUGAUGAUGUUCUGAAGAGCAGUUGGCUUAAAGAUAAUGAAAUGUUACGUAAAGCUAAGGCAUUAAUGCAGUUAAAUACAAUGGACAUUGAUGAGGAAGAGGAAAACUUUUUACAACCACCUAAAAAGCGGGCCAGGAGAUAAACUAUUACUAUUUGUUUUAGGUAUGUAUAUUAUGUUUGUUUAAGCAAGUGUAUUUUAUGAACUGUUUUCAGUGUAAUCUGUGUAUCACAGAAUUAAUUAUUUCUUAUAUUAUUGUCUAAGAAAAAUGUAUUUUAAUUUCAUUUAAUUAAUCAGUGUUUGAAUAUGAUCAACGCAAAGUGAUGCUAUAUACGGCAAAUGAUACUUUAAUUUGAAAUACUUAACUUGACAUGCAUGAAUUGUUUGAUAUUACUUAUUGCGCCAUAUCUAUGAAUAAAAAUAAGAAAAUAGUUAAGUUUUUUGUUAAAGGCUAUUAAUAUGCGUUUUUAUGUUUCGUUAAUACUUUUUAAAACUAUACAAAAAGUUAGCUUUAAGUUAUACAAUAUUAUUUGUGUUCAAGAAAAUGUGUAGAAAAAUGUCAUUCGUACAGUUGCUAUGAGUGUCCAGUUCUAUACACAAUUCAAUGUGGUUGAAUUCCAAUAUAAAUUGUCAUUAAUAUUUAACAUGAGAUAUGCAGACUAAACGUGAUAAUAGGACCUGUGUGCAUUAAUCUUAAUACAUACACAACUUGUUUGCAUAUCUUGAUAUACAAUAUUUAGAUGUAUUAAUAUUUGAAUGUACAAAACAAAAUUACAUAUAUUAAUAAACGAAAGUGACUUUGAAUUCUUGACAUAUUUGGUGUGGGCCACUUAAAAACGUCCCAAUAAAACAACCUUUUUCAAAAGUAAAUAUAUAAAUUGAAUUUUUAAGUGUAAAGUCGAUUAAAAUGUUUAUAAGUAAGUAAUAAUGUAACUAAAAUGUAACACAGCGAUUCAUUAUUUAGCAAACCUGAAUGAAUUAAAAAAUGUUUAAAAACUU
Bactrocera oleae (olive fruit fly) is the source of this 2473-nucleotide messenger RNA. RefSeq names its product ovarian-specific serine/threonine-protein kinase loki (gene lok). Gene Ontology annotation, molecular function: ATP binding; protein binding; protein serine/threonine kinase activity. NCBI's taxonomy places the organism in Eukaryota, Metazoa, Arthropoda, Insecta, Diptera, Tephritidae. Gene Ontology annotation, biological process: mitotic DNA damage checkpoint signaling; protein phosphorylation. The record is from RefSeq and is a predicted model, not a curated record. Gene Ontology annotation, cellular component: nucleus; cytoplasm.